AUGAUUCAUGAUUUCAUCCGUGAUUUACCUGAUGGAUACGAGACGAAGCUGGGCAAUGGAGGUGCAAACUUGAGCGGUGGUCAGAAACAAAGGCUGGCUAUUGCACGAGCACGAUUAAGGAAUCUUGCUGUGUUAAUUCUCAAUGAAGCUAUUUCUGCCUUGGAUCCCACUUCUUGUGUCUUGAUCACAUCGAAGGACUUUGUCUAUGUCUUGAAGAAUGGUACCAUCAUUGAGCAAGGCUAUCAUGCUGACCUUGAGCGAUCUGAAGGUGAAUUCAAGGCAAUGGUGGGCUCCCAAGUAGUUGCAGAUGUGUCAACAGUCGACAAUGAUGAGCACCCAGAAUCGGCAACAACGGAGGAGGAAAAGGACUCAGUCUCCUGA
Molecule: messenger RNA, 381 nt
Organism: Desarmillaria tabescens
Lineage: Eukaryota; Fungi; Basidiomycota; Agaricomycetes; Agaricales; Physalacriaceae
Product: P-loop containing nucleoside triphosphate hydrolase protein
Exons: 3
Coding region: 1-381 (126 amino acids)
Molecular function (GO): ATP hydrolysis activity; ATP binding
Source: RefSeq, a predicted model, not a curated record